CGGUCACAGCGCAGCCCUCAGCGCGUAAGCCAUUGGCCACGACACAGUUUGCAGUAAUAACAAGCCUGUCUCCCCCAUAGCUCUUCAUACCUAUAAUUGCCCCCGCCACCCUCCGCGUCAAUGAACCGUCCAUCCCAAGUCACAGCUUGUAUCCGGAUUCGCAUUGCCAUCAUAUGCGCUCUACCCCUGGAAGCAGAUGCCGUGAAAGCUAUUCUGGACGAGGUCUACGAAGGAACGCAAGACAUCUAUACCAGACAUUCCGACGAUACGAAUAUCUACACCCUUGGGCGAAUAGGCCCGCAUCAUGUCGUCGUGGUUCAGAUGUCUGGCAUGGGGACGUUGAACGGCACGAUCGCGUCGGGAUAUCUGAGAUAUACCUUCAAAGAAAUUAAAAUUGCACUUGUGGUGGGAAUCUGUGGCGCAGUUCCUCAACUUCCGGAUGGACGCGAUAUCUUCCUUGGGGACGUGCUCAUCAGUAACGAUGGGCUAGAUCGAGAAGCUGGAUUGAGCAAUCUUCUCCGGUGGGAAUUCAAUGAAACAGACAACUGGAACGACAAAUCGGAGCUCGUACGCGACACGCAUCGCUUAGAAGCCGAGCUUGCGGUAUACUUGAGGAUCGCUCAGAAAGCCUCGGCUGAUGAACAAUAUCAGUACCCCGGAGCUGAGCAAGAUCAGCUCUUCCCGGCAUACUAUCAACACCGGCAUCCGGCCAGUAUACCCUGUGAUCUGUGCAGCAGGUACAGUCGCAUAGAUGGUCCGGGGUGUCUGGGUACUAUCCACCUUUCCUGUGAUCUACUGGGAUGUGCGCGACAUCUGGUUACCCACGAGAUCCGGCGUCGUUCGGAUGGUGCCAGCGACAUAUGCACCCAUCCGAGGGUGCAUUACGGCACCAUUGCUUCCAGCGACAUGGUGAUGAGGUCCGGUAAGGAUCGAGACAAGUUUGCAGCGGAUCACGGGGUCAUUGGGUUCGAGAUGGAGGGCGCCGAGGUGGAUCUGUAUCUCCCUUCUGUUAUUAUCAAGGGGGUCUGCGACUAUGCGGAUAGUCACAAGAGUAAAACGUGGCAGCAUUAUGCUGCGUUAAGUGCGGCUUGCUGUGUAAAGGCGCUCCUAGGAGGAUUUCAACCAUCAGACCAGAACUCUGGUGAAGGGACUGCCGGUACGAAAGUGGUGCUCUUGCCCGCGAGACAUCAUCAAUCUUCUUGUGAAUUCGUGGUGCAGAUCCACUUUGCGAACGCUGUUAUUGGCAUUGUUCUGGCCGUCGUGCUUCUAUGGGUAUAUGUGUAGCGUGGAGGGCUGGAAUCAGCGCUAUGGAUCUAACCGACAAAAUGAGUCAUGUCGUGAGGCCCUGAAUGCAUGCGAGUUGUGUCCUAACAUUUAGAAAUUGUUCUUCUGCGAGGAGCGGUUGGCUAGAAGUCCCUAAGUAAAACUUCAAUCUAGUCGCAGGCUACGAUAUUGUUAUGCCUAUAGGAGGAGGGUUGUGUUGGAGCAUCGCUCGA
Molecule: messenger RNA, 1496 nt
Organism: Aspergillus homomorphus CBS 101889
Lineage: Eukaryota; Fungi; Ascomycota; Eurotiomycetes; Eurotiales; Aspergillaceae
Product: purine and uridine phosphorylase
Exons: 1
Coding region: 121-1284 (387 amino acids)
Biological process (GO): nucleoside metabolic process
Molecular function (GO): catalytic activity
Source: RefSeq, a predicted model, not a curated record